AUGCGGCAGGCACUGGCGUUGCUGCUGCUCGCUGCCGCAUGUGCCGCUGCCUCUGCGCAAAUCGCUUGGACACCGAUUUUCCUUGAUGGCAGCAGUCAGGUGGACUUAUGGACGCAGUCGUCGUCAGGAUGUACCUGCCCAGGUGGGGGUGGUGAAGACUGCGCGUGUUGUGUGCGCGAUGGCGCAUGCCCGUGCGGCGAGAUCGCGCCCACACGCUGCGCACAGUGCGGCCUUGAGCAGUAUUGUGCCAACAUGUGCAACAUCACAAUCGAUUCGCGCAUUCUCAAGAGCAAGUCUGGGAAGACAUUUGGUCAGAUCAAAUCUCCUUCAAUCGAGGGCCCAGGAUCCUGCUCUUACUUUCUUCAGCCAGACGCUGGUCAACGGGUCGAGAUACAGCUUUAUAGGCUUGUCUCCGUUGGCCGAUUUAAUGGUUCCAUUUGCGUGGGGGGCUGGCUGCAGUUGGGUAGCGCGAGCGCGGUUCGCGCGGCGGCGGGAGCGGCAGAAACGCGUCUUUGCGGCGCCAACGAACGGUACACGCCACCUGUCGUGCUGUUCGCUGACCACGGUGCUUCUGUACUUGAGUUUAGGAUAACAGAGAAGACUGUGAGGUCACAAUUUCUUGCUUUCUUCAGCUUUACUUCUCUUAGCAACACGCAAGGUGUGGGAUUCCAUCCAAAAGGUGGCUCCAGGAUAGCACAUACAGAUUGUGACUGGCUGUAUCAAGAUGUGUCGUGCCGCGGGGCGGGCGCGUGCGUGUUGGCGAGUCCCGGAUAUCCCGGAUUAUAUCCGCCGCACCGUCGCUGCCGUUAUCUCUUUGCCACCAACUCCGUACAUACGAGGGUCAAAAUCAUAUUUACCUCCAUCCUGCUACCAAGAAAUCACUGUGCGACGGAUUACCUAACUCUACGGGCUGGAAGUUCGCCUUCGGCUCCGCUUCUUGCUUCACUCUGUUCUGAAAGAAGCACUUCGUUGGAGCAUCCUGGACCAAAUCUAUUGUUGGAGUUCAAUUCUGGCCCCCUGGUACCGCCAUACGACUAUAAUGGAUUUAUAGCGAAGCUGGAAUUUGUGGAACGCAUUGACAGUAGCGGCCCACCACCGACUGUCGCCGCCGCGUCGCCACCUCUCGCGGCGCUUACGCAUAUAUCGCAACAUGAGGACGGAUUAUCGUCAGGAGACAACAAUAAGGUUUCUAAUGAAGUCUCCAAUGGUGGGCAUUUUGGCUGCGGCGCGACAGUACGCGGUUUCGGCGCGGGUGGUGUGCGCUCCGGACAUUUUGAUACUAGAGCAAAUACUUGGCGUUCGCAGUGUACGUUACAUCUAAUAGGUUCACCUACGGAUGUCGUGCAGGUUUCGCUAUUUAAUUACAAUUUAAAGUUACCAAGCUGUAGAUCUCAUGUUGAGAUCUUAGAGGGCUUACAUGAGUUUGGAGGCCGGGGAGAAAGGGCAGACAGGUCUGAAAGAAUAGAUAGAGCUCUCUUGAGGGUAUGCGGACCUACGAUGAGAGAAGCAAGAGACUCUUCGGGAAGAUUUAAGAUUCGCCAAGCUGUGACAUCUAAGGGUGCUAAUUUGACGAUCCUGGUGCGACGCGCAGCAUCUCAAAGUGACUCUGAAGAGGAAUUCGUCGACGGUGCCUUUGCAUUUCACGAUCAGCAACAUGAAGGCACUGCGUCUCCAGACGACACGUGCGCAUCGACACACUAUGGACUCGCAUCACCUGCGCACGGUGGCGUCUCAGCGCCUACGCACCAUCAUAUUUUCUGGAAUCUGGAGGAAAGGCUACUCUGCACACAUCGUUUUAUACCCGCUGCUAAUCAGAGCGUUACGAUUGAGAUCCAGCGAUUAGAUCGCAUGUGGAGUGCCGAGCCGACAGGCACUGUGGGAGCAACGGGGUGCCGCACGGCGUGUGGCGACGCGGGCUGCGAGUGCCGUGCUACCACGCCGCUGCACUACCAUGACCACAUCGCACUCGUUGCGGGGGAUGGCACCCAUUUGUCGUGCUUGUGUGGCGAUUUUCAGGCGGUUUGGUUGCCUGUAGUUGUUCGUAGCUGGACCAGUGUUCGAUUAGAAUAUUCAGUGGCUCACUACACAUACGCAAGCCGUGGGUUUGAAUACGCCGCUGCAUACAGUUUUAAUGAUGAUGCCAUGUGUGGACAGCGCAGUUACACAACUCACUCUGGUGAAAUAACAUCGAAAAAUGUAACGGUGACGGGGAGUUUGAAUGAAUUUUUUUAUCAGCAAUGUACCUGGAUACUGGAUUCGAACGUCGAACGACAGCUUUUUAUAGAUAUAUCUUCGGAACAGGAUAAGUCGUGCAGCUCAUGGAAUAUCACUCUUCACGAGUGGUCGGGACCUGGAUCACACGGUGACAGUGGAUUAGCGGCGGCAGCUGGCGAGCUGCUAUAUACUUUCUGCGCUCGACAUAAGAACCACACUUACACGUUACCAUGGCGUCUCAACACUGUCGUGAUACGGCUGGUAGCACUGUCACGGCAGCAGCCUCUCUACACGAUCCGGUGGAGAUCCCAAGUGGUUCGUGCCAACAAUCGGCUCGGACCGCCCACUCCGGCUCCCGCAGCCGCUGGAACUGCCGUCACAUUCAAAAUCGAUCUGAUCCACGGACUAAUUUACUUUUUACUGUGUAUGGGUGUUAAUAAAACUUUACUACCAAUUAUAUAGAACGAUAAAUCGUGAAACGUACCGUUGGCGUUCUAAUUAUUUUUUGUUUUUAUUGUGAAUUAAUGUCAGGACUUUAUCGUGGAUGUUCCAGGAUAAAUGAUCAGUGUGCUAUAGUAAAUAAGUGAAAAAGAAGAGAGCAGUCCGAAUUGAUGUUGAAAGUUUUGCUCUCUUGAGGAUUAUGGUUUAUGUAGCCGGUGGCAAAAUUGAGGCGUGGCCGAAGAAAUCGGAUUCGUAUUGCAAUAACACCGAAAAUGGACCACUUUGUUUUUUUUUGUGCAGAAUACUUGUACAGGAGAAAUAAUGACGUAAGCGCUCUGCAGCCUUAUUCUCUGACUCGACCAGGAAGUAAACACCACAUUUGUUAUUUAAGUCUAUACAGCGAAAUACCGUUUUUCUAUAAAGUUUGAUUUAUAUUCUAGUAUGGUUUGUACAGGCUAGGUAACAAACCUAUGGAAAAUGUGACGGAGUCGGUUGUAAAUAAUGGACAUUUACCAAGAGUGUUCCAUUGCAUAAUGUAAUUUUAUUAUGGUUGAAAGCCUUUUGUUAGGAAAUUAUCACUGUAAUACAGUUUUCUGAGCCUUGUAGACAGGAAUUAACAGUGUAUUCGUAAUAAACAGGAAAGAAACAGAAUACCAAAGCCUAGUACUAGUAAUAAAAUAGUAAUCAAUCGGAUGGCUUGCUUUAAUUUCUUGACUUUGAUGUUUUGUUACCUCAAAUAUAGAACUAAAAAAGCUAAAAUACUCUCGUUACUAUGAAUAUAAUCGACCUGUAAACGAUGAAUUUGUAUAAAUCAUUGUUAAUUCGGUGCUGAGAAUCAAGUGGUGAUUAAUUUAAGGUACUGUUAAUAUUAUUUUCCUUAUGCAAAUAGCAUCAAUUGAGUAACUAGAUAAUGUUAAUGUCAAUUACGAAUUGUAUAUGUCUAGAAUAAAACAUGUAUUUGUUAUUUAUAUGUUUCGUUAAUGUACAAACCUAUG
Messenger RNA from Hyposmocoma kahamanoa, 3650 nucleotides. RefSeq lists its product as uncharacterized. The record is from RefSeq and is a predicted model, not a curated record. Bases 1 to 2676 code for a protein of 891 amino acids. The transcript is spliced from 16 exons. Lineage: Eukaryota; Metazoa; Arthropoda; Insecta; Lepidoptera; Cosmopterigidae. Gene Ontology annotation, cellular component: plasma membrane.